CAUGCGGCAAGGGAGAGGUGGAGAGAGAGGGCGAGCAGAGGAGGUUACUUUGGGAAGCCGCGCAGCUCGCUCAUCCCAGCCCCGUAGUUCGGAGGGAGUGUGUCAUGUUACAGGGGAGCCGCGAUCAGCCAGAGCACAGCGUCGCCGGAGCAGCUGAGAAUUACCUCUCUCUAAUGGGGACUUUCAUGUGCGAGCUCCUGGCCGGUCUGCGAAGGAACUGAAACUGACAGCUUAGAAAGAAUCAAAAACUUACCAGCGAACCAAAAGACUGAAAUACAGGAGGAAAAAAAAAAUCUCGAUCAGAUUAUUUUUUCCCCCUUCGCACUCUUUGCUGCAGUUGGAUCCCUUUUUUCUGCACCCCUUUUAUGUGACAGGGAGGGAAUGUUGGAGGAGAAGAGCUGGAAAGGCGUCGACGAAGCAGCUUUUGACAGGGGGUGUGUGGCUCCCCCGAGGAGCGGCGAUGGGGAGCGGUGCUGCCGCCUCCCCCUGCUGCUGGGCUCGGGGCUGCCCGGCGUGUCCCUGCUCUCUCUGGUGCUCAGCCUCCUGCUGUACUUUCGGACCUCCGAGCUGCAGUCCCGCGUGUCCCACUUGGAAGCCGACAGACCCACACAGCUCCCUGCCUGGCUCUCGGCAGACCAAAUGGAGACGGCUAUUUUGGGAAGAGUUGACCAACUGCUCAAUGAGAAGUUAAAGUUCCACUUGCCAAGACAUCGAGAAGUCCGAGACACACACCAGCGAUGCAACUGCCCGGCAGUAACACUCCAGUGGGACACAGCACCCCACGUGCAGACUGGGGCCCGGCAGGUUGCCUGUGGGGCACCGUGGCGCGUGUUGAGGGAGCUUCUGCAUGUUUGA
Molecule: messenger RNA, 855 nt
Organism: Melospiza melodia melodia
Lineage: Eukaryota; Metazoa; Chordata; Aves; Passeriformes; Passerellidae
Product: collagen alpha-1(XIII) chain-like
Exons: 4
Coding region: 382-855 (157 amino acids)
Source: RefSeq, a predicted model, not a curated record